AUGAUACAGCGAGCCAUGGGCAGCAUCCGAGUCAACCGGUAUAGCAUCGUCUCGACUGAAGAGGAUGGACACAAGGUCUCCGCACUAGGCAGCAUGAAUGGGCACAGCCGGAACGGGAAGGGCCAUGCCCCCCGGCGGAAGCACCGCAACCGCUUUGUGAAGAAGAAUGGCCAGUGCAAUGUCUACUUUGCCAACCUGAGCAACAAGUCUCAGCGCUACAUGGCCGACAUCUUCACCACCUGUGUGGACACGCGCUGGCGGUACAUGCUUAUGAUCUUCUCUGCCACCUUCCUGGUCUCCUGGCUCUUCUUUGGCUUCCUCUUCUGGUGUAUCGCUUUCUUCCAUGGCGACCUCAAUGCACCGGCAGUGGGAGGUGGUCCCUCUCUCCUCAAGCCCUGCAUCAUGCACGUGAACAGCUUCCUAGGGGCUUUUCUUUUCUCAGUGGAGACACAGACAACCAUUGGGUACGGCUUCCGCUGUGUGACUGAGGAGUGCCCGCUGGCCAUCAUGGCAGUUGUGGUCCAGUCCAUUGUAGGCUGCGUUAUUGACUCCUUCAUGAUUGGCACCAUCAUGGCCAAGAUGGCGAGGCCCAAGAAGCGGGCCCAGACCCUCCUCUUCAGUCACCAUGCGGUCAUCUCUGUGCGGGAUGGCAAACUGUGCCUCAUGUGGCGGGUGGGCAACCUGAGGAGGAGCCACAUUGUAGAGGCCCAUGUCCGAGCCCAGCUCAUCAAACCCUACAUGACAGAGGAAGGGGAAUACCUCCCCCUGGACCAGCGGGACCUCAAUGUGGGCUAUGAUGUGGGCCUUGAUCGUAUAUUUUUGGUCUCACCCAUUAUUAUCGUUCAUGAGAUUGAUGAGGAGAGCCCGCUCUAUGGGAUUGGCAAGGAGGAGCUGGAGACGGAGAACUUUGAGAUUGUUGUUAUCCUGGAGGGGAUGGUGGAAGCCACAGCCAUGACCACACAGGCACGAAGCUCUUACCUCGCUAGUGAAAUCCUUUGGGGUCACCGUUUUGAACCAGUUGUGUUUGAGGAGAAGAACCACUACAAAGUGGAUUAUUCGCGCUUUCACAAGACCUAUGAGGUAGCCGGCACGCCUUGCUGCUCAGCCCGGGAGCUGCAAGAAAGCAAGAUGACUAUCCUACCUUCUCCCCCACCUCCCAGUGCCUUCUGUUAUGAGAAUGAGCUGGCUCUUGUCAGUCAAGAUGAAGAUGAAGACGAUGACGAAGUGGGUGUGGUGUUAGGGGGCAGCACUAAAGAAGAGGGGGGCGUCAUCCAGAUGAUGGAUUUUGGAAGCCACCUGGACCUUGAGCGGCUCCAGGCAACUCUGCCCCUAGAUACAAUCUCAUACCGCAGGGAGUCAGCCAUCUAACUCCUCCAGCCUCCCCAUUCCACACCCGUUGCCCAUCAUCUCCUCCUCCGUUCUGCACCUGUAUGUAGCUGGAUAAGUCCCUUGCCCACCAAAAAAUGCCUCCUGUGACUGUCUCUCAGCCCCUGAGUACAUCAAGGCCUGGAGCUGCUCUGAUAUACUCCUUUUCCCGUGAAGUCAUACUGCCUGGAAGAGGAGUGAGGAUACACUACUCUUCCCAUGUGUGCAGCUUGUGGUAGGACCCCUUUCCUACCCAGAGACAGGAGAGCAGCACACCUGGUUUCUCACCUCUGGAGAGGCGACAGGAGUCCCUGCCCUCAAUGGACGGACCAGGACCCGCAGCAAGUGUUUCUGCUGCUGAGGCAACAGCAGACUUUCUGUCCCCUCUUGACGUGGGUAGGCCCCAUGGCUGUCAAGAGUCAUGACCGUCACUAGGAGAGGAGCGAUACCUAAGCACUGACC
Molecule: messenger RNA, 1827 nt
Organism: Pelecanus crispus (Dalmatian pelican)
Lineage: Eukaryota; Metazoa; Chordata; Aves; Pelecaniformes; Pelecanidae
Gene: KCNJ4
Product: potassium inwardly rectifying channel subfamily J member 4
Biological process (GO): potassium ion import across plasma membrane; regulation of monoatomic ion transmembrane transport
Cellular component (GO): plasma membrane
Molecular function (GO): inward rectifier potassium channel activity
Source: RefSeq, a predicted model, not a curated record